Molecule: messenger RNA, 2286 nt
Organism: Bicyclus anynana (squinting bush brown)
Lineage: Eukaryota; Metazoa; Arthropoda; Insecta; Lepidoptera; Nymphalidae
Gene: S-Lap
Product: cytosol aminopeptidase-like
Exons: 1
Coding region: 220-1818 (532 amino acids)
Biological process (GO): proteolysis
Cellular component (GO): cytoplasm
Molecular function (GO): metalloaminopeptidase activity; manganese ion binding
Source: RefSeq, a predicted model, not a curated record
UGCGAUUAUUUUGUUGGACUGUGAACUUAGUUUUAUGCGAUAAUGUGAUUUAUGUUGUUAAAUAAUAUGAAGUUUUUAUAUGUACCUAUUGAGAAAUUGUAGUUAAAAUUUAAUUUUGUCCCGUAUCUAGUAGGCGACGAGCUGCCGGACGCCUACAUCGAAUAUUGGAAAAAUUGUUUUUUUAUAAAAUUAAAAAGUGUAUUUUUAAAUCAGUAAAGCAUGUUUGACUAUCGACGCGGAACUUUGUGUGUGAGAUUCAUAUCACAGUUUCGAAUUCCGCGGACGGAUUGCGUGGAGUACGGCCCCCCGCGGCGCGUGCAGGACCCCAAGCAGUGCGCGCUGCGCGACCGCGGCCUCGUGCUGGGCGUGUAUUACAACGAGCAUGUCACCGAGGAGGGCGCCAUACUGACGGCCGCCGCACAGAAAUAUGAUCAAAACUGCGGCGGAAAGCUUUGGAGUCAAUUGAAACUGGCACCCAUACCGCGCCUCGGAGAGUACCGAGUGUUCUACGACCUGGACGGCCACUUCGGCUACGUGGCCGUCGCCGGCCUGGGCUCCGAGUGCUUACGAUACAACACCACGGAAGCGCUGGACGAGAGCAAAGAAGCGAUCCGAAUAGCGGCGGGCUUGGGCACGGAGGCGUUGCAGCAGCUGAAGCCGUCUUCCAUCCACGUAGAGUCGUUCGGGAACGCCGAGGCCGCGGCGGAGGGCGCGACGCUUGCGACUUGGAGAUUCCAAGAAUAUAAAAGCCCAACGAGCCCGCGGCUAAUGCCCACGCCCAAACUGGAGCUUUACGACGACUGCGACUUCGACGGUUGGAAGGUCGGCGCGUUGAAAGCGGAAUCCCAAAACUUAGCUCGUCAUCUCCAAGAGAUACCCGCGAACCUGUUGAACCCGACGUCGUUCGCCAAGAUAGCGGUGGAGCUGUUGUGCGAGCUGGACAUCAACGUCGAGGUGAAGACUCAGGGCUGGGCGGCGAGCCACGAGAUGGGGGGCUUCGUGGCGGUCGGGAAAUCCUCAGUGCAGCCGCCGCUCUACGUGGAGAUCGGCUACUUCGGGGCGUCCGAGUGCGAGCGACCUGUCGUGAUGAUCGGCAAAGGCGUCACGUUCGACAGCGGCAGCCUGGACCUGAAGCCGCCGAACGAACUGCGUUACAUGAAAGGGGACAUGGCGGGCGCCGCGUGCGUGCUGGCCGUGGCGCGCGCCGCGGCGCUGCUCAAGCUGCCCGUCAACAUCCGCGGGAUCCUGCCGCUGUGCGAGCUGAUGCCCAGCGGCAAGAGCCCCAAGUCGGGGGACGUGGUGUCGAGCGCGAGCGGCAAGUCCAUUCACAUAAGACUGCCGUCGCGCGAGGGGCGCCUGCUGAUCGCGGACAGCCUGGUGUACGCGCGGAACUACUGGCCGCGGUUCAUCCUCGACGUGGGCACGAUGUCCAAGGAGCUGAUCGCCUCGCUCGGCGGCGCGGCGUGCGGCUGCUAUUCCAACUGCGAGGAGUUGUACUGCUACGCGGCGGCGGCGGGCGGCCACACCGGCGACCGCGUGUGGCGGAUGCCUCUCUGGAAGUUCUACGAGGAGCGGGUGAAGGACUGCCAGACCGCCGACGUCGCCAACACGGGCCGCGAGCGCUUCGGGGACUCCCCGAACUGCGCCGCGUUCCUCAAACAGUUCGUGUGCGACAGCAGGUGGAUCCACUUAGACACGUACAACGUGGCGUACACAAAGGGUGCCGACUUCCCCUACCUGCGCCGCGGUAUGACGGGCAGGCCGACGCGGACGAUUCUCGAACUCAUGUUGCAGCUACUGAAUGAUUCUAAAUUGUGAUAAGUCGUGUUUAAAAUUUUCUCUAAAGAUUCCGCAUUCGGUGACAUAUUCAUAGCGCGAUUAACACCUAUGUAGGUGUCAGUGAGAUACCUCCAAACCUAGUUACCUAUGAAUAAACUAUAAUGAUGUUUUUAUUUAUUUAAAUCCUUAAGCUAAAUAUGUACUACAAUGUUUACCUAUUAAAAUUACAGUUAAGUGUUUAACUUUCUGCUAGUUACACAAAAUUAAAACAUUUUAUGUGAUGAAAACUUGAUUUUCGAAAAACGGGGUAUAUCAAUAUCUUUUUACUUACGAGUAGGUAAGUAGGAAAGACAUUGAUUUAUCCCAUUUUCCGUUUUUAGACCAUAAAGCCAGCAAACAAUCUGAGUAGAUACCUAACUGUUGCUGUCUUUUUCUGUAAGAAGUAACAUUAGCAAAUACAUUAAACUCUGUCAUACUUAUUUAAUAAAUUUGUUAAGAAAGUUUUAA